This is a messenger RNA of Morone saxatilis (striped sea-bass), 3499 nucleotides long. RefSeq names its product protein kinase C and casein kinase substrate in neurons 2 (gene pacsin2). Gene Ontology annotation, molecular function: phospholipid binding; protein binding. NCBI's taxonomy places the organism in Eukaryota, Metazoa, Chordata, Actinopteri, Moronidae. The record is from RefSeq and is a predicted model, not a curated record. Gene Ontology annotation, biological process: cytoskeleton organization; regulation of endocytosis; plasma membrane tubulation. Gene Ontology annotation, cellular component: endosome; cytoplasm; plasma membrane. The transcript has 12 exons. The coding region runs from base 194 to 1708 and encodes 504 amino acids.
ACUUCGGCUCUCUGACGCUUGUGUCAGUCAGUCAAUCGAUGGUGCCGCCGCUCCUGAGCAGCAAAAAACGGGGAGAAAAGAUUCAUAAAUUGGCACCGAGCAAGAGAAUUAACUCGUCAAUUACACACGAACGACCAAGAGGAAUAAACCCUUGCCAGGCUCUACACACUGAGUGUAACCCAGGGCAGCAGCGAUGUCGGGCUCCUAUGAUGACUCCAUGAUCGAUGUCUCCAGUGACAGCUUCUGGGAGGUUGGUAACUACAAGCGAACAGUUAAACGGGUAGACGAUGGCAACCGACUCUGUAAUGAUCUCAUGAACUGUCUUCAUGAGCGGGCACGUAUUGAAAAGUCCUACGCACAGCAGCUCACAGAAUGGGGGAAACGCUGGCGGCAACUCAUAGAAAAAGGCCCUCAGUAUGGUUCAUUGGAGCGGGCGUGGUCGGCUCUGUGCACAGAGGCGGAGAAGGUGAGCGAGCUCCACAUGGAGGUGAAAGCAGCACUGAUGGGAGAAGACUACGAGAAGCUAAAGAACUGGCAGAGAGACGCCUACCACAAACAGAUGAUCGGCGGCUUCAAGGAGACUAAAGAAGCUGACGACGGCUUCCGUAAGGCUCAGAAACCCUGGGCAAAGAAACUCAAAGAGAUGGAGACAAUGAAGAAGUCUUACCACUCUGCCUGCAAAGAAGAGAAGCUGGCAGCCAGCAGGGAGACCAACAGCAAACUGGAGAGCAACAACAACCCUGAUGCCCAAAAGAAGCUCCAGGAAAAGGUGGAGAAGUGUCAGCAGGAGGUGCAGAAGACUAAAGAACGCUAUGAGAAAUCCCUGGAAGAACUCGACAAGUUGACCCCUCAGUAUAUGGAGAACAUGGAGCAGGUGUUUGAGCAGUGGCAACAGUUUGAAGACAAACGCAUCCGCUUCUUCUCAGAGCUGCUGCUGGAGGUUAAACAGCACCUGGAUCUCUCAACCAAUCACAGAUUCCAGACAAUCUACCACACGCUGGAAGACACAGUCACUGCUACUGAUGCUGAAGAGGACCUGAAGUGGUUCCGGUCCAACCACGGCCCCGGCAUGCCAAUGAACUGGCCCCAGUUUGAGAAUUUGGACUGGUCGCAUCCUCGCUCCUUUAAGAGAAGGUCCAUUGUAGACUGGUCCAUAGACCUGAACCGAACCCUCAGCAGACGAGAAAAGAAGAAGCCAUCAGAGGGCGUCACUUUGACAGGCAUCAGUCAAACUGGGUCAGACCAGCCUGUUCAGCCUGCCAAGACCAGCAGCAGCCUUACUGUGCCCACUCAAACAGCGCCAGUGGGCACAAACCCUUUUGAAGACGACGACGAGGAAGAGGAGGAGGAGAUGGCCGUGGAGCAGCAGACCUCAGUCAACCACAUCAGUGUGAAUAAAGAGGAAAUAAAAACUGCGAGCAGUGUGGAGAAGACUCCAGACUGGUCGGAUGAAGACACAGGUGGAAACCCUUUCUCCGCCAACGGUGAUGGGAAUCCAUUUGAAGAUGAGCCGGCCUCUCCGGUCGUGUCUGUGCCUGUCAAAGCCCUCUAUGACUAUGAAGGACAGGAGCAGGAUGAGCUGAGCUUCAAAGCAGGGGAUGAAUUCACCAAAAUUGGUGAAGAAGAUGAUCAGGGUUGGUGCAAAGGCCGGCUCAAGGACGGACAAACAGGCCUCUAUCCUGCUAACUAUGUGGAAGACAUCCAGUAACGAGUUAUCACAAAUGAAUAAAUGUGAAGAAAACAAAGUGGUGCGUUGCGAAAUGACAGUGCGGCUGGAAACGAGAAAGGCUCUGCUUUUGUGUUCAGUCCCUUUUUCUCCCUGUUGGUGAAGACUGGACUGGUGUGGGGAGACGGACAGAGAAGAGAAGUUGCAGAUUGUAAAAGGACCACUUGAGAUAUUUCACAGAUUGACCCUCAUAGAAACUAAGUACAAGAUGGAAAUUAAAGUUUCCAGAUGAUUCCAGGCGAGGAAGAUCACAGAAAAAAAAAUGCUGUCAGCGUAAGAUAUGUUACUUAGAAUCCCAUGUAUGCUGUUACAAAAAUAAUAGCUUUUCAAGUAUAUAUUAGAUAAAAUGAAAUGUAUGUGUGAAUUUAUAUAUUGUUUAAAUGAAACACUGGGAUGACAGUCUGACAAAUCGUCUUGCGAUGUUACAUGCAGCCUUAAUAUGCAAGCCACUAUGGAUUCAUUAAGGGAGAUGACCUUCUUUAUAACCAUAAUUAUCUGAUUUAGGUUUAAAACCUGUUCUGCCUGUUAGAGUCCAGUCCAUAAAUGUUAAUUGUUUUGGUUUUUUUGGACAAAGUAGGCCCUUAUGUUGAGAUUAUUGUGUCAGAUUUAACUUGAUUUUAAGCUAGUGCUUACAUUGUUCUGUCAUUCCUUUCAGGGUUUUGUUUUUCCAUUCAGUUCAUUAACUGUUCUGGUUAUUGUUGUUUUUAAGGAAUGAUGAAGAUCAGUAGAGCCUUAUUAUAUGAAAUAGACUUCAUUUAGUUCUCAGUGGGUAGGUUUCUCUAGUCACUGCCAUUGAAUGUAUAUUCACUGAUUGUAUUUCCUCACUUAUUGAUUGUUUUUGCUGAUGUUGGGUUUUUGAAAACCACUGACCCAUUAACACCCCGAGCAACUGUCCUCAAGCUUUUCACAAAAAUCUAUCUGCUUUCUGUUGAAUGUAGAUUAUAAUACUAUGUGGGUUAUUUUGUUUUCAUGCGACACUGAACGUUUUUCACAAGUUUAUCUCACUUGAAUCUCCAUGUUUUACCUACUCUCACUUCUUGUUAAAUGUGUCAAGUUAUGGGAGAUAUUUUUAGUGUUUUUUUUAAAAAACAUAUUACAGGUUAUAGCAAUAAAAAACAGCGUUGCAUACAUACAUGCAUGUAAAUAGCCUGGAUGAAACAUAUUAGAACAAAUUAAGCAUUGAGAUCAGAUGAUAUGAAGUUGGAAAUUGAUGAUUGUUAAUUUAUGCCACAAGUGCUUUUGUUCUACUCUUGUUAGAAUGCUGUGACUGAGAAUCAGUUUGUAUAAUAAUUGAAUAUUUUAUGGCAAAUAUCCCUUGAAUCUGUCAUUUGUUAUAUUUGUAAAUAGGAUAGUUUUUCCCCUUCACAGAGGGCCAUACUCAUUUAAUUAAUCAACAAAUACCAUGUGAAUAAUUGUACAUUUUCUAUGAGCUAUGACGUGAAUGGAUAUACCUGAUUUCAUGAGCUUAAUACAUAUGUUUUGAUCAUUAAGUAUUUUGUCAGCUUGCAUCAGCUUUUAUUUCACUUGCGCAAGCUCCAAAUUUAUUAAUAAGCCCAAUGUGUCGAUGAAAUUUUUGAAAAUGCUCUUUGAUGCCUUCAACUGCAGCACGAGAGGAAGAUGAAUUUUGUUUUUGUCUUUAAUAAUAGUGAGAAAGAAGAUGUUUUGCCAUGUUUUCAGGGCAUGCUGUCAUCAAAACGCAGCAACAGCUGUACUUGCACAGUAAGGUUUGUAAAUGUUGUCCCAUGACAUAAUAAAUGAAUUUAUUGGAAAAAA